AUGUUCAGCCCAGAUGUCGUUGAGACCGGCAAAGGCGACUUGGACGUGAGCUUCAACUCCGCCGACGAUGCCUUCAACAACGACCAGAAGGACAUGUCCCGAUUGGGAAAACCUCAGCAAUUCAACAGAAACUUCCGCUUCCUAUCUACGCUCGGUUUCACCUGUACUCUGAUGGCAACAUGGGAAUCGAUCUUGCUCACAUCGACUCUUGCACUGGUGAACGGCGGCAAAGCUGGUAUGGUGUACAUGUACAUCGCCACAUUUGUUGGCUUCUUCUGCUCCGUCAUUUCAAUGGCUGAGAUUGCUUCGAUCUCUCCAACAUCUGGUGGCCAGUAUCAUUGGGUCUCCGAAUUCGCGAGUCCUAAAUAUCAGAAAUUCUUGAGUUAUAUCACAGGCUGGCUCUCUGUCCUAGGCUGGCAGGGCGGGUUCGCCAGUAUCUGCUUCCUUUGCGGUACUCUCAUCCAGGGCUUCCUAGCUUUGAACUACGGUGAAGCGUAUCACAAUGAAAGAUGGCACGGAACCCUCCUCACUUUUGCCAUUGCGUUGAUUGCUACGUUUGUCAACACUUACGCAGCUGGUCACCUACCUAGCUUGGAGGGAUUGAUUCUUAUCCUCCAUAUUUUCGGCUUCUUUGCUACCAUGAUCACUCUUUGGGUUAUGGGAGACAAGUCGCCCUCAAAAGAAGUGUUCACCGAGUUCACCAACUUUGGUGGCUGGUCCUCCGUUGGUCUUGCCGUCAUUGUAGGCCAGAUUACUCCCAUCUUCUCCUUCUUGGGUCCUGAUGGAGCUACCCAUAUUGCCGAGGAGAUUAAGGAUGCAUCCAAAGUUGUCCCCUGGUGCAUGGUCUUCACGGCCAUCAUCAACGGCAGUCUCGGUUUCCUGAUGCUGAUCACCUUCCUUUUCACCAUGGGCCCUGUGAACGAUUCCAUCCUUACUCCCCCAACCGGUUUCUCCUUUCUCUCAGCAUAUUACACCGCUACUGGAUCCAAGGCUGCAACCACCGGCCUGGCGUGCAUUAUCCUAGUCCUUGAAGUGUGCAGUGCCAUCAGUAUUCUCGCCACUUGCUCUCGCCAAACCUUUGCCUUCGCUCGUGACAAUGCUCUUCCUUUCUCCGACUUCUUUGCCAACGUUAACCCAAAAUCCAAGAUCCCCGUCAACGCUGUCCUUGCCACUACUUUGGUCACCAUCCUUCUCUCACUGAUCAACAUUGGCUCUACAGCCGCUUUCAACGCCAUUGCCUCUCUCACAGUCGGGUCCCUCUACGCAUCCUACGUGCUGAGCAUUGUUUGCUUCAUCUACCGCCGAAUGAGCGCUGAACCAUUGCCCGCACGACGAUUCAGCUUGGGCAGCUGGGGCAUGGGUCUCAACGUAUUUUCCGCCGCCUACCUCACUUUUGGCUUUGUCUUCACUUUCUUCCCAGGAAGCCGCAUGGUUACCCUCGAGACCAUGAACUGGUCUUCCCUCGUCUGGGGAGGCGUCAUUAUCUUUGCCAUCGUUCAGUACCUCAUGCACGGAAGAAAGGUGUACGAAGGUCCAGUUGCAUAUAUCCGCAAAAUGCAGUAA
This is a messenger RNA of Arthroderma uncinatum, 1563 nucleotides long. RefSeq lists its product as uncharacterized. The record is from RefSeq and is a predicted model, not a curated record. Bases 1 to 1563 code for a protein of 520 amino acids. Gene Ontology annotation, cellular component: membrane. The transcript is spliced from 6 exons. Lineage: Eukaryota; Fungi; Ascomycota; Eurotiomycetes; Onygenales; Arthrodermataceae. Gene Ontology annotation, biological process: transmembrane transport. Gene Ontology annotation, molecular function: transmembrane transporter activity.